AGUUCCUCUUGUUACUCUCUUCUCUGUCCCCAUGAACCUUAUAUUAUUCGAAGAAGCUGAGCUUGAAUACCCUUCUACGACCUCAACCGAUGCUGAGUGUGAUGAGAAGAAGAACUCUGUCGCCUACGUCAGACUGCCGUCGUCGGAUGCACGAGCCAAACACGUUCAGAAGGUCCUCAAGAGCGAACCGGGCGAUUGGAUCAGGGCUGGAGUCAUCGAUGGGCCCUUGUGUUCGGUAAUGGUCGAGGAAAGCAGUGUAGAAUUGGGUGUUAGAUUUAAAGUGGAUUUCGCUGCGCCUAUCCAAGGGGCUGGCGCGGAAGCGGGAGCCAUGGCCGACCCUGGAGUGGACCUGAUCCUUUGUGCUCCUCGACCUAAGGUCAUGGCCCGAUUGUGGCCUACUAUAGCGCAACUUGGCGUAAAGCGAAUCUGCAUUAUCACUGCGGAGAGAGUCGAAAAAGCGUUUUGGGCAACACAUGUUCUUCGACCGGAGUUCUAUCGGCCGUUAUUACUCAAGGGCCUCGAGCAAGCCAGUGUUGAUACGACGCUUACGAAAGUUUCCGUGCACCCGAAGUCUUUCGAACGCUUCCUUAAUGGGGAGCUGGAGCGGUCUUUCCCUGAGGAGAAAUACUGCCGACUCGUGUGUCACCCCUACGACGGUUGUAGUCAACUCCACGAAGCAGUAGUGAAGUGUUUGGGAAACGGGUCGGCGAAACGGGUGGUAUUGGCGUUGGGCCCUGAGGGCGGUUGGCUCGACUAUGAGAUCGAGAUGAUGCGGGAAAAGGGGUUCGAGUGCGUCACUACGAUGCCCAGGAUCUUCAGCACGGACGUGGCCCUUACCUCACUAGUGUCUGUAGCUGCUGAUGCUCGCAGAUUCGCCAUAGAGAAGACUAGUGAAUAAUCUGUACUUUA
Perkinsus marinus ATCC 50983 is the source of this 909-nucleotide messenger RNA. RefSeq lists its product as hypothetical. The coding region runs from base 32 to 898 and encodes 288 amino acids. Gene Ontology annotation, molecular function: rRNA (uridine-N3-)-methyltransferase activity. The transcript has a single exon. NCBI's taxonomy places the organism in Eukaryota, Perkinsozoa, Perkinsida, Perkinsidae. Gene Ontology annotation, biological process: rRNA base methylation. The record is from RefSeq and is a predicted model, not a curated record.